AUGGCAAGUGUGCCAUGUUUUACAAAUAACAGUAAUAAUAACAAUAACAAUAAUCUCAGCUUACAUUCAACAUCGAAAAUUGAAUGUCAACAGAACAACACAUCACAGAAGUCAUUUACUGAUACCGACAACUUAAUACCACCUCUUAUUGACUUAUCAUCCCCCUCAUUCUUAAAUGAAGAUGAAAAGCCCCAAGAAACUUCACCGGAAGAUGUAAACAAUACACCAUCGAUGGAAUUAUGCACAGUUAAUUCUCGAAGUGGAAUAUUGUCAUCAUCACCAUCAUUAGACAUUAACAAUACACCUAAAGAUCGGAUAAUAAAUUCCAGCAUAAAACUUGAUUCAAAUAAAUCUCCUACGAGAAAUACAACAACAACCACAACAACAACUGCCACUGCAUCCUCUUCAACAACCUCGACACCUUUGAAUCGUGGAUCACGUCAUUGGAAAAAUGUUCAGUGCACAAUGAAAGUGGUACUGGCGACAAUGGAUCAUGUAAAGCGUAGACGUAAAACAAAUUAUAACAUUGCAGCUAGAAGAGAUUCAUUUAUGGAUCGUUUUUCAACACAACGACGUGGUACCUAUGCUGCAGAGGAAUACUUAAAUGACGCGACGUUUAAUGAUCAGCUGUAUGCACUGAAGAGAUCAGAUAAUCUAUUGAGCGGCUUAGAAGAUAUUGAUAAGAAGGUUGAUUAUGCUGACGGGGAACAGAAUACAACAGCACCAACUACGACAACAGCCAUCAGUGGAAUGGAUGAUAGUAGUCAGCGUAUAAAAUAUUCUGGUAGUUAUAAAGAGAUUAGUAGUACACCUGAAAAAGAAUACCUUUUAGCUCAUACAACCAGUGUACCACACGGUGAUGAGUCAUUCUCCUUACAUCCACCCAAACCAGCUAGUAAUCACUGUAUGAAUAAGGGAAGAAAUUUCAGUGAUGAAUUAUCAAAAUCCGACAAAUUAGAGGUGGAUGGAGAGAAGGGUAAUCCGAAAAACUCUACGCUCUCAGCUUUCUAUAAAAAAUCUCAUAUGUAUAUUGUUUUUCAUCCUCACAGUACAGGUUAUGUCAUCUGGCUGACAUUUGUCUCCUUGGCACUGUUGUACAACCUAUGGACACCGAUUGCCCGCCAGGCUUUUGAUGAAUUACAAUCAAAAUAUCAGACAAUUUGGCUAUCAUUCGAUAUUGUCGCUGAUAUCACCUAUCUUAUUGAUAUAUUUGUUCAGUGUAAUACAAGCUAUCUGAAAUGUGGUUUAAAAGUCCGCGAUCAUCAAAAACUAGCUAUGCGUUAUUUAAAAUCGUAUCAAUUCCUUCUAGAUGUUGCAUCACUGAUCCCAUUGGAUUUAUUACAGUUUAAAUUUGGUGUCCAACCAAUGUUACGUUUCCCGAGAUUUUUAAAGUGUUAUCGAUGUCGUGAAUGGAAACUUCGUGUGGAGAAUCGGACUAUAUUUCCAAAUAUAUGGAGAGUAUUAAAUUUGAUACAUAUUCUGUUUUUAGGCUGUCAUUGGUUUGCAGCCUUCUACUACUUGAUAUCAAAGUAUGAAGGAUUUAAAAGCCCAUGGGGAUAUCAACCUUACGCGGAUUUAGAACAGGUGACAAUGUCAAGAAGAUAUUUAAAAUCAUUCUAUUGGGCAACGCUAACACUGACUACAAUCGGGGAUUUAAAUUCACCCUCCAGUAGUAUAGAGCUGACAUUCACAAUAGUGUCUUAUCUAAUUGGUGUAUUUAUUUUUGCAACAAUAGUCGGUCAAGUUGGUAAUAUUAUUACCACAAGAAAUGCUCAUCGGACAGAAUUCGAAAAAAUCUUGGACAAUGCUAAAAGUUAUAUGCGUACAAAUUCAGUUAGUAAAGAUCUUCAAAGUCGUAUCCUGCUUUGGUAUGAUUAUGCAUGGUCAAAAGGAAGUGGAGGUGGUCAAGAUAUCAAUUCGUUAGGCAUGCUACCGGAUAAACUGAAAACAGAGCUUGCAUUAAAUGUGAAUUUAGAGACAUUGAAAAAAGUGACAAUCUUUCAUGAAUGCAGACCAGAAUUCCUACAUGAUAUCGUCUUGAAAAUGCGACCACUGGUGUUAACACCUGGAGAUUUAAUCUGUCGUAAAGGUGAAAUAGCUCGUGAUAUCUACAUUAUUGCAGAUGGGGUACUUGAAGUUCUAAAUGAAGACAAUGAAGUUCUUUCAACAAUGAGUGCAGGCGACUUUUUCGGAGAAAUUGGCGUGCUUAAUUUGGACGGUAUCAAUAGGCGAACUGCUGACGUAAGAGCUGUCGGCUAUGCUGAAUUAUUUGUUCUUUCACGUGAAGAUAUAUUGAAGGCGCUGAAAGAUCACCCAGAAGCUGAGAUUGUUAUCAGAAAGCAUGCAGCUCGACGGCUAUGUGAAUCACGUACUCGACGAGCAGGUAAUGCUCAAGGAGGUAAAUCUCCAUCAGGCGGCUCUACAACCACCUAUUCACCGACACUAUCUCCACUUUUAUACAAACAGGGCAAUUUAUUUUCAACUGGAAAUAGUACACGAAGUUCUACUAGUACACCAUUUGAUCAGAAUACAAGUAAAGAGAUAUCGAGAUUAUCUAUAAACCCAACGAAUGGAGAUAGUGUGAAACAAAAUGAUAAAAAUUCAUCUAUCCGUAAAACUGCUACUAAUAACAAUUUAAAUUUAGCGGAAAAAUUAUUAAAUACCUCGUGCAGUCAAAACCAUCAGAUGAUGUCAAUGGCAGAUGCCAUAGACCAAUUUACAGAAAGAUGGGAAAAUAUAUUGGGAUCAUUGGUUGAAAUUCAUCGUAAAGAAUUAUCCUUAUUAAAAGAACAAUUAUUACAAUAUGGUGGAAUCAAUCAAAAUUAA
This is a messenger RNA of Trichobilharzia szidati, 2826 nucleotides long. The record is from the annotation of a GenBank genome assembly. Lineage: Eukaryota; Metazoa; Platyhelminthes; Trematoda; Strigeidida; Schistosomatidae.